Molecule: messenger RNA, 1866 nt
Organism: Knipowitschia caucasica
Lineage: Eukaryota; Metazoa; Chordata; Actinopteri; Gobiiformes; Gobiidae
Source: the annotation of a GenBank genome assembly
AUGGAGAAGAGAGAGAACGAGAGGCAGGAUGUCGGUGGAGAGGGAGAGGGAGGGGGGAGAGAGAGGAAGAGUGGUAGUGGAGGGAGCGAAGAGAGGGAUAAGAGUUGGGGGGGUGCAGAAGAGCGAUGCACAGAGUGGCAGAGACUGGAAAAGCUCCAGAAGGCAGCAUCAGCAGCUCACACCUACUUUGUUGCUAAUCCCAGUCAUUUGGAAAUGAGGAACAACAUAGAAAAAUACAGACGGAUGGAUGGAGUGACUGCAGAUGACUUUCAGGACAGAGAAGCUGGUCACGAAAAACACUGGGUCUUGUAUGACUCGGCGCUGCAGCUGGAGGCCUCUGCGGACUGGGCGGCGACUGUGGAGAAGUGGGGAGAGUGUGUGAGAGCGAAACUCUGCCGUCAGACGGAGGAGUGCCGCAUUCAGUGUGAAACAGCCUCACAGCUUCUGCCCCUCGACAGAGGAGAGGAGGGGGGCAUCCACGGAGCGUUUGAGAAGGCCGCAGCUCUGUCUCUUUCACUUCUGUCAUGCCAGCAGUCAUGUGUCACUCAAGUCUCCACUCGACCCGGACGAGUAUCAUCCCAAGAAGACUUCCUGCCCACUCAGCUCGAGCAUCUGCACAUCGCACAGUACAAAGCUGGAGACGUGUCUGGGGCCAUAACAACUCUUCGUUCUCUGCUGCUCUUUUAUCCCACUGACAAAGACAACUUGGAGAAUCUGCAGCUUUAUUCUGAGACACUAGGGGGAGACCAAGAGUCACUGGGCACACUGCCUGCACAGAUCAAAAAGUAUGUUCAUCGAUCGCUGCAGGAGAAAAAACUUUUGUAUUUUGGGAUGGAAAACCUGGACUUCACAUUUACAGAUCCAGAUUUGUGGACUCCCGAAGACGUUGUUCCUGAAUCUUUAAGGGAAACCUGGAACACCGAGAAAGAACAGAUGAAUGAGAGAAUGAAUCAAGGGGAGCAGCAAGAGAGCGUGGACGACAGUGGCUUCUAUGCAGGCGGCUCAGUUCCCCAGGUGGGUGUGACUAUUGCAAUGGACCACAUCAUGUUGAAUGGAACAAACCGAGUUGUUCUCGAUGGAGUCAUGACCCAGAAAGAGUGUGACACCAUCCUGCACUUGGCAUCAGCGGCGGGUUCUGUUGGAGAUGGAUACAAAGGACGGCGCUCUCCACACACUCCACAUGAGACGUUUGAGGGUCUGACGGUGCUCAGGGCAGCAAAGCUGGGUCAGGAGGGAUUUGUGAACACUUCUGAUGUGAAACUUCUCCAUGAGCUCGGGGACAGAGUGAACACGCUGCUGCACUCGUACUUCAGAAGCCCUACAGGACUCUACGUCUCCUUCACUCACCUGGUCUGUCGCAGUGCCAGAGGAGACCAGAAGGGCAGAAUUGACCUGUCUCACCCAGUUCAUGUGGACAACUGCAUCCUGGAACCAGAAACCAAACAGUGCUGGAGAGAACCACCUGCUUUUACACACAGAGACCUCAGUGCAAUUUUAUACCUGAAUGACAACUUUGACGGAGGGGAGCUGUUCUUCACUGACAGAGAUGCCAAGACGGUCACGGCCCGAGUGAAGCCAUCUUGCGGACGUCUGGUGGGAUUUUCCUCUGGUCCAGUGAAUCCACACGGCGUUACUGCAGUGACCGGAGGGAAACGAUGUGCCUUGGCCCUGUGGUUCACCAAAGAAAAAAUAUACAGAGAUAUGGAGCGUGAGGAGACGGAGGCUUUGUGGAGUGGAACGAGCACAGAGCAGGAGCCAGAAGGUGGCGCUGCACCGGGGAGAAGCGGACGCAGUCAUCAGCCCACUGAGCGCAGUCGUGAGGGCGUGAGGUCCCAGGGGUCCAAGGGCCGGAGGGACGAACUGUGA